Messenger RNA from Pararge aegeria (speckled wood butterfly), 6655 nucleotides. It is a transcript of the gene Zir, whose product is annotated as dedicator of cytokinesis protein 7. The transcript is spliced from 41 exons. The coding region runs from base 131 to 6082 and encodes 1983 amino acids. Gene Ontology annotation, molecular function: guanyl-nucleotide exchange factor activity. Gene Ontology annotation, biological process: small GTPase-mediated signal transduction; positive regulation of GTPase activity. NCBI's taxonomy places the organism in Eukaryota, Metazoa, Arthropoda, Insecta, Lepidoptera, Nymphalidae. The record is from RefSeq and is a predicted model, not a curated record.
CGUCAAACGAUCGCUUGUGGCUGUUUGUGUUUUGCGUAAACAAAUUGGACGUUUUUCUAAAAUAAUCUGAGAAAAACUAUACAAUUGUUAACCUUUAACGCAAAGCGGUGAACCUUUGAUCUAAUAUUAGAUGACUCUCGGACGAAAAUACCUCAAUUGUUCCGGGAAUGCGGGGGAUGCUCGUAAAGUGUAUGCUAGCCAGUCGAAGGCUGGGACUCUGUCUGGGUGCUCUUCUUCUAUAUCACUCUCCGAUAUGAUCGAGCCGCCAGACUACGAGGAGGUAUGCGACCGUCUGAUGGGGGAGCGGGACCCGCUCGCGUACCCCGCCAGCGACAUCGAGCUGCUGACUGUGCCGCGCCGCAUCCGCACCCGGGGACACGUGCUGCCCCAGGAGGAUCUGAUGAAAGCACCGAUGUUCGUCCGCGACUGCAUAAGUUGCUACACGUCAGAUUAUACUGUAGUGGAGUACAAAUACCGCACGCACUCUGGCUCGGCGAGCGGUCGCGAGCGGCUCGCCGAACGGCUCGAGAAGCUGCUCGCUGCUCCGCUACAGCACUAUGAGAUUGACGCGGAACAUUCCACUUCUAUGGAGGAGCUGGCUUCACAGGCUCAGUUCAGUGAAUCUCAACCGUCAAGCGGUCGUCAGUCAGUGGCGUCUAUAUCCUCAUCGUCAUCAUGUAACGAGACUCUCACCCCGCGAGGAUCCUGGGCCAGCCUGGACCUUCGAAGUUCUUCAUCUGAUCCUCUGCUUCCCGAUGUUUUCGAGAAGAAACCUCCCGACCAGGUCGACGCUACUAAUGAAGCUAAACGAAAAGAUUUCUGUUUAUUUGGAGCAAGUGAUGCAAAUUUUGCCCUGGAGAAUCGUCAAGCAGAUUUGUUAGGGCUCUAUGCACCGUACUUGGACGAGGAAGAAGCGGUUGAGCGGCGCUUGGCAGCCGAAAUGCCAUGCGAACUCAUGGGCCACAGAAUUAUGGUCCAAUGUCAUCAGGUCAAAUUAGAACUGGAUGUCGAGCCACUCUUCGCCUCGAUGGCCCUUUACGAUGCUAAAGAAAAGAAAAAGCUCUCGGAAAACUUCUAUUUCAACCUGAACUCGGAAUGUACGAGACAGAUGCUCUCGACUCACAUUCCCCAUGCCGAUCUGUCCACGUUGAGUCGGAGUGCCGUGUUCGAUAUACUGAACCCUUCCCCGGACGUAUUUCUGGUGGUCAGGGUCGAGAAGGUUCUGCAGGGUGACGUCAAUGAGUGCGUCGAGCCUUACAUUAAGGAUGACAAGAAUCGCGAAAAAGUGCGUGCGGGUGCUCAGGCGGCUUGUUCUCGCCUGGGUCGGUACCGGAUGCCUCUAGCGUGGAGUGCCGUGUCGCUGCUGAACAUCCUCAGCGGCUCCAAUAGUCUGGAGCGCGACGCGCAACCGCAGGACCCGCCUGCAUCCACAUCUAAUACUAACAGUCUUGAUCGCAAAGCGUCAUCCAGUAGUCUAGAACAAUUACGCCGUCGUGCGGGAGAAGUAGGCGGUUCUUUGACACGCAAAGGUUCCAUAGAGAGGCGGGCCACGGCCACGCCUCAUGCGGACGAUGUGGUGACCCAUCUGGACAACUUUAAACCUAUCGUUAUCACUGUUACCAGCUUCUUUAAGCAAGAGACAGACAAACUCCGAGAUGAAGACCUCUACAAAUUCCUCGCUGAGAUCAAACGACCUAGUUCAGCGCCCAAAAAACUUAAAUGCAUUCCUGGAACACUGAAGAUCGAAGUCUCGCCUUGUCCCGAUGAGAUCAAGAACGGACUCACACCGGAGCUGGCUAAGCUUGCGCCUUUUAGUGAAGAGAACGUGCGUCCGUGUAAGGAAAUUCUGCCAUUUCCUCUAGUAGCGCCCGCACUGCCGCACGUACAGUAUCGAAACCUGUUGUUCCUGAACGUGCGCGAACUCAACCUAUCGGCGUAUGCGUCCCGUACCGCCUCAGCUAGGAACAUUACUGUGAGAGUUCAACUGAUGGCCGGUGAAGAGCAAUCCGCAGCUCUGCCCGCGAUAUUUGGACGAAGCUCUUGUCCAGAGUUCAGUACGGAGGCUUACACUACUGUGCUGUAUCAUAAUAAAAAUCCAUCUUUAUACGAUGAGAUCAAACUGAAGCUGCCAGCGGAUCUCGGCGACCAGCACCACCUGCUGUUCACAUUCCUCCACGUGUCGUGCCAACGCAAGCCCGUGGCUCCCGAGCAGGAGAAAAGUGUCGAGACUACGCUGGGAUACUCGUGGCUCCCUCUGUGCCGUAACGGCAAGCUGACCUGCGGCGAGUUCAACCUGCCCGUUAUGCAGGAAGAGCCGCCGGCGAACUACUCCUACAUCUUCCCGGAGGUGCUGUUACCCGGGACGAGGUGGAUAGACAACCACAAACCGAUAUUUAACAUCACCCUGGACGCCUACACUACCGUGCAUCCCCAAGAUGGUUAUAUCGAGAGAUUCGUGAUGGCAUGCGAGGCGGUGCAAGAGGGGAACAUUCCGCCGAGAAUCGGCCUCGCCAACAUGGAAACUGAACUGAGAGCUAGUAUAUCGGAACUGCCGACCGCGAACGUGGAAGCUUUGGCGCGUUACCUGCCCGUGGUUGCGGACAAGUUGCUCCAGCUACUGGUGGCGCCGCCCGCACUCGCCGGCGUCACGCUCAACAUCGCGCAGGACGUGUUCACGUGCCUUGCGCAUCUCUUCACUGAUAUCACUAAUAUGAACGACGGUGCCACUUGCGACGCGCACGGACGUAGCGGGCUCAUCACCAGCUACAUUCAAUACCAGUGCCGCAUCCCAAGACCCUCGCUCUCUGAUAGAGAUAUUGGCCUACCACUUCCACCUUCUGUUCUGAUGGACGGCUCAUGCAAGAUCCUACACGAAGAAUUGGCGCUGCAGUGGGUCGUAGCAAGCGGCGCCACCAGAGACUUGGCCAUGCAGAAUUCUUGGGCCUUAUUCGAAUUAAUGAUCAAAUCUAUGGUGGAGUACCUAUACUGGAGCGGGGCACACGAAGCGCCUCGCAAAGCUCGCUUCCCCGACCAGUUUACGGAUGACCUCAGCACCCUUGUUAACAACGUCACGGCAGAAAUAAUUUCCAAAUACGGCAAGAACAGUCGCCUAACCCAAAGUUUGAACAACAGCCUAGCCUUCUUCCUAUUCGACUUGCUGAGUAUUGUGGACCGUGGAUAUGUCUUCAACCUCGUCCGCGGCUACCACAAGCAGAUGUGCGCCAAGAUUGCCUCCCUACCGGACGCCGUACCCCUCGUACAUUAUAAGCUAUCGUUUCUCCGUAUCAUAUGUUCUCACGAACACUAUGUCUCGCUGUGCCUGCCGGGCGGGGCUCCCGGGGCGGUGUCCCCGGCCCCAUCGGCGAGGUCCGGGGGCUCCGAAGACGGCCGACGCAAGGCCGUGUCGCUGUCCGGGGAGUACCGCUCCCGACAUUACCUGGCCGGGCUACUGCUGGCCGAUCUCACCGCUGCUCUCGAACUGCAGAGCCCAGUGCUGCAAUGCGCAGCGGUUAACGCAGUACUGUCUUUACUCACCGCUCACGACGCAGACCCUCGUCUCUCCCAACCGGAUGUAAAAGCGAGGGUGGCCGCCCUUUACAUGCCCCUUCUUGGAAUCGUUAUGGACGCUCAGCCACAGCUGUAUCGAGGAUUUGAUAGUGGAAAAGAAACACUCCAACUAGAUGGCGAAAUGAGUCAAUUUGGAAGUAUGUACGCGCCACCUUCACCCGAAGACUUUAAACAGAACGGCCGACCCCCAUUCAAUAGUGAAACGAGUCGGAACCUGCUAAUGUGUUUGGUCUGGCUGCUGAAAUGGAGCGACCGCGGUGCGUUGGCCGCCGCCGUGGCGGAACUGCCGCCAGCAAGGUUGCAUUGUUUGCUAGCACUGAUCGACCUUUGCUUCAAAUGUCAGGAGUAUAAGGGCCGCAAAGAAAUACUGAAGUGCGCACAACAAAAUGUCCGCAAAACAACAGAUAUCAAAGCAAAAUUAGAGGACGUCAUCUUGGGACAGGGUUCCGCCCGUUCUGACUUUAUUAUGCGACGCAAAGGCGGGUCAAGCGGUCGCGGAGGCGCGGGGCGCGAUCGGUGGCGCAAGGAAUGGGUGCGCGGCGCGUCGCGGUCGCGGCCCGCGUCGCCCGCACGGCCGCAACCCGCUCUGUCCGCCGCACUGGCGGCCGAAGUCGCUCUUACGUUGCUGCACGCUAUUGAGACUAUCGUACAGUCGUGCAGUGGAUUAGAAGGAGGGCAACAAGCCUGUAGCGGAGCCCUGGCCGUUUUGUUGCGUGCACUGCAACGGAACCAAAGCGCUACUGUGCUGCAACACAUGUUCGCUUCAGUUCGUGCGUUGAUCCUCAAGCUGGGUUGGUCGUGGUGCUCAGAAGAGGCCGGUCCUGGUACGUGCCGGGUGCUAUUGCGGCACUGCGCCGCGCUGUGUGCGAGCACGCGCGCGCACGCGGCCGCCGCACUGUACGCACUCAUGCGUCACCAUUACCAUCUUGGCAACAACUUCAGCCGCGUAAAGAUGCAAGUGACCAUGUCACUGUCAUCACUGGUUGGCACCUCAACCACUUUCAGCGAAGAGUCACUUCGGCGGGCGCUAAAGACAGUCCUGAUGUACGCCGAACAUGACCAAGAUUUGCAGGACACCAACUUUCCUGAGCAGGUAAAAGACCUCGUGUUCAACCUCCACAUGAUCCUGAGCGAUACAGUCAAGAUGAAGGAAUUCCAGGAAGAUCCCGAAAUGUUGCUAGACCUCAUGCACCGCAUAGCGCGCGGCUACCAACACAGUCCCGACCUGAGACUGACUUGGCUCAGUAACAUGGCUCAAAAACACAUGGAGCGGUCGAACCACUUGGAGGCCGGCAUGUGCUUGGUGCACGGCGCCGCGCUCGUGGCGGAACAGUUGCGGUCCGGCGGCCGAGGCGCCGCCCUGCUGCAGAGGGUAACGCAUAACGCUCUCGACGAGAGCUGCGCGGACCCGCUGCACCACCACCUCACCGCCAACGAGUUGCAGGCUCUCCUGGAACACGCUGCCGGCGAGCUGAUGACGGCGGGCAUGUACGAGACCGUCAACGAGGUGUACAAGGUGCUCAUACCCAUUGCGGAGGACAACCGCGACUAUAAGAAGCUCGCCAACAUACACGGCAAACUGAACGAGGCGUUCACCCGUAUAGAACAACUGCACGGCAAGCGCAUAUUCGGCACGUACUUCCGCGUGUCGUUUUACGGCGCGCGCUUCGGCGACCUCGACGGCGAGGAGUUCGUGUACAAGGAGCACGCGCUCACUAAGCUGCCGGAAAUAUUCAGCCGCCUCGAGAACUUCUACGGGCAGCGUUUCGGCGCGGAGAACGUCGUGAUAAUCAAGGACUCCAACGUGGUGGACGUGAGCUCGCUGGAGCCGGACAAGGCGUACAUACAGAUCACGUACGUGGAGCCGUAUUUCGAGCCGCACGAGCUGCGCACGCGCCUCACGCACUACGAGCGGAACUACAACAUCAAGCGUUUUAUGUACGCGACGCCGUUCACGGCCGGCGGCCGCGCGCACGGUGAACUAGGCGAGCAGUGUAAGCGGAAGACGCUGCUCACCACUGCUCAUCAUUUCCCCUACGUCAAGACCAGGAUACAGGUAGUGCAACGCACACAAAUCAUAUUGACACCUAUCGAGGUAGCCAUUGAAGACAUACAAAAGAAGAUCCAUGAAUUAGCAGCGGCGACCAGUCAAGAGCCGCCGGAUCCUAAAAUGCUCCAGAUGGUACUACAAGGUUGCAUCGGCACUACAGUCAACCAGGGUCCGCUGGAAUUGGCACAGGUAUUCCUGGCUCCGGUAGUGGAGGGCGCGCAGCCGCCCACCAGACUCACGAACAAGCUCAGGCUAGCGUUUAAAGACUUCUCCAAAAAGUGCCACGACGCGCUGCGCAAGAACAAGAACCUGAUCAGCAGCGAGCAGCGCGAGUACCAGCGCGAGCUGGAGCGCAACUUCCAGCGGUUCACGGACAGACUGGCGCCGCUCAUCCACGCCACGCCGUCGCACGUGGCGCACCUCACAAACGGCAUGAGCAAAGUGGACUACAAAUUGCAAGCUUAAUACUCAGCUACGGUAAAGACUAUGACUGCGAAACUCCAUGACAAAAAGAAAACAAAAAAGUAUUGAUUAAAUUAGAUUGACAACUUUUAUUUGUACAUUUCGUAUUUUUAAUGUAUUAUCAGAAUUUAUUAUUGCAUUUAUUCUGUAGCACUUAGUAUUAAGAAUACAAAAUAUAUUGUGUAAUGUUUUAAUUCGUAGAAUUUAUUUAGGUUUUUUGCAGUGGCGUGCACUUCAUGCAUGCACAAAAGCACUGCAUACCAAAAUCAUUUUACAUAAGUCGUAUUGGAGGGGAAUUUUUGCCGUUUCAUGCAAUUCUCCCACUGUAUGCAAACCCUGGUAAGAAGCCCAGUGCACGCCUCUGGUUUUUUUGAGGCGUUCAUUGAUUACGUUAGGUUUUUUUUUGUUUUAAUUUAGUCCGCCUGCCUCAAAUCGUACCGUAGGGUAACCCACGAAAAUAUUUGCUAAUUUGAUGUUCUGUGAUAAACGACUAAGACACCGGAAGGCAUCUUUGCAUUGUUCGAGUCCAUGUAGGACUGCGGUGCAUCGAUAAUGCAGUCGUAUUUAUACCCAAAU